This is a messenger RNA of Sclerotinia sclerotiorum 1980 UF-70, 264 nucleotides long. RefSeq lists its product with no specific name. The transcript has a single exon. NCBI's taxonomy places the organism in Eukaryota, Fungi, Ascomycota, Leotiomycetes, Helotiales, Sclerotiniaceae. Bases 1 to 264 code for a protein of 87 amino acids. The record is from RefSeq and is a predicted model, not a curated record.
AUGAGUGUUAGAUCAGAUUCUGUUGUCGGUAUGGUGGUCGUGUCGAAUAUGCUUCUCUGUAUCUCUACCCGCAUCUUCAUCCGCAUCCUCAUCUGGAAAACCACUGAUUCUAUCGGUUGGUCUCGAUAUUGGUCUUGGUUCCUGUAUAUAUUGCAAAACAAGUUCUGCUCGAGUUUGUUUCUUUCAGAAAGAUCAAAAUCAUCCCAAGUAUCUUCCAACACCUCAAGCGUAACCAACCACUCCGUCAUCAUUUCAAAAUCAUAG